CAACUUUCUGCACACUCCGCGGAGCGAGGUGACUCCGGCGCUCGUCUCAAUGGCGCCUUUCUUGAGGAUUGCCUUCAACGCCUAUGACCUGGGCGUCCUUCCCCCCUUGGCCGAUCCCCCCUUCUGUGCUAUCAAGAUGAAGGAGGCUCUGACUACCGUGCGUGGUAAAACCUUGGUUCAACGAAAGCCCACCAUGUUCCCCGCCUGGACGUCUAGUUUUGAUGCCCACAUCUACGAGGGCCGCGUACUACAGGUGCUGCUGAUGAAGACUGCUGAAGAGGCCCUGGCAGAGGUCACCGUUGGUGUGUCUAACCUUGCCGAACGCUGCAAGAAAACCAAUGGACGUGGUGAAUUCUGGAUUGAUCUCCAGCCCUCUGGCAGAGUGCUGAUGGCGGCACAGUACUUCUUGGAAGGAGCUGAUACAGAAAAUAAGCAGGCUGUGAAGGAGGGAGAAGCCCCUACCCUGAACCGAAGACGAGGGGCUAUCAAACAGGCCAAGAUACACUUCAUAAAGAAUCAUGAGUUCAUUGCCACCUUCUUCAGGCAGCCCACCUUCUGCUCCGUCUGCAGGGACUUUGUCUGGGGUCUCAACAAGCAAGGCUACAAAUGCAGACAAUGCAACGCGGCCAUCCACAAGAAGUGCAUUGACAAAAUCAUUGGCAGAUGCACCGGCACGGCUGCCAACAGCCGUGACACUGUGUUCCAGAAGGAGCGCUUCAAGAUCGACAUGCCGCACCGUUUCAAGAUCAACAACUACAUGAGCCCGACCUUCUGCGACCACUGCGGCAGCCUGCUGUGGGGUCUGGUCAAACAGGGCCUGAAGUGUGAAGAUUGUGCCAUGAAUGUCCAUCACAAGUGUCAGGACAAGGUGGCCAACCUGUGUGGAAUCAACCAGAAACUACUGGCUGAGGCACUGACACAAGUCACCCAGAAGUCAUCCACCCGCCGCUCAGACCCAAACUUGCCCAACAUGCCUGAUAUUGGCGUCUACAAUGAGGUGAACCAGAACCCUAAUCUGGAGGUUAAUGAUAGCGGCCAUUACGGCAGGCUAUGGGAGGGUUCCAGCCCGCGGCCUGUGUCCCGUCUCACCCAUCUGACCCGCAUCAACGUGGACAACUUCAUCUUCCACAAAGUCCUGGGGAAGGGCAGCUUUGGCAAGGUCCUGCUGGCGGAGCUGAAAGGCCGUGGGGAGUAUUUCGCGGUGAAGGCUCUGAAGAAAGACGUGGUGCUGAUGGAUGACGACGUGGAGUGCACGAUGGUGGAGAAGAGAGUCUUGGCCCUGGCUUGGGAAAACCCCUUCCUGACGCACCUCUACUCCACCUUCCAAACCAAGGAGCACCUGUUCUUCGUGAUGGAGUACCUGAACGGAGGAGAUCUGAUGUUUCAUAUCCAGGAGAAAGGACGUUUCGACCUCGGCAGAGUCACGUUCUACUCGGCCGAGAUCAUUUGUGGUCUUCAGUUCUUGCAUUCGAAAGGGAUCAUCUACAGAGAUCUGAAGUUAGACAAUGUGAUGCUGGAUCACGAGGGACACAUAAAGAUAGCGGAUUUUGGCAUGUGCAAGGAGAACGUGUUCGGAGAGAACCGGGCCACUACUUUCUGUGGUACUCCUGACUACAUCGCUCCAGAGAUCCUGCUCGGCCAGAAGUAUUCGUUCUCGGUCGACUGGUGGUCGUUCGGAGUGCUGCUGUACGAGAUGCUCAUCGGACAGUCGCCGUUCCAUGGGGAUGAUGAAGAUGAGUUGUUCGAGUCCAUCCGCAUGGAUACUCCUCACUACCCUCGCUGGAUCACCAAGGAGGCCAAGGACCUGAUGGAGAAGUUGUUUGAGAGAGAUCCCACUCGCAGGCUAGGCAUUGUGGGUAAUAUUUGCUUACACCCUUUCUUCAAGACCACUAACUGGCCAGCCUUGGAGAGGAGGGAUGUAGAACCCCCCUUCAAACCUAAAGUGAAAGCACCCAACGACUGCAGCAACUUUGACCGGGAAUUUCUCAGUGAGAAGCCUCGUCUCUCCCACAGCGAGAAGAACUUCAUAGAUUCCAUGGACCAGUCAGCGUUUGCUGGUUUUUCAUUUAUCAACCCCAAAAUGGAGCACCUCCUCGAAAAGUAA
Lampris incognitus (smalleye Pacific opah) is the source of this 2104-nucleotide messenger RNA. It is a transcript of the gene prkcda, whose product is annotated as protein kinase C, delta a. The coding region runs from base 50 to 2104 and encodes 684 amino acids. The record is from RefSeq and is a predicted model, not a curated record. The transcript is spliced from 18 exons. Gene Ontology annotation, biological process: protein phosphorylation. Lineage: Eukaryota; Metazoa; Chordata; Actinopteri; Lampriformes; Lampridae. Gene Ontology annotation, molecular function: diacylglycerol-dependent serine/threonine kinase activity; ATP binding.